GCUGGGAAUUGUAGGCCACCACAUAGUCGGGACAACAGGCUCCGGGAGGCAGAGCGAGGAGGACGUCGGGCGGGCCGUCGCCUUCCGAUUGAGGAGGAGGCCGCUUCCUUCGCGGCUGCUGGGCGAUGGCGCUGCGGCAAGCGCUGGGCCGGGGGCUGCAGCUGGGCCGGGGGCUGCUGUGGCGCUGGCUGGGAGGAGGGCCUCCGGCGGCCGCCGCGCCCCGGCCGGCCUUGGCCGCUGCCCUUCGCCCUGCGCCGCCGCCACUGCAGCCCCGCUCGGGCUUCUUUCUACGCGAGGCCGCGGCCCGGCUAGGCCUGCGGGCUCCGGGGCUGCUGCUGCGCUCUCGCCGGCACUGGGGCGGCCCCCGCCGCCUCGGCGUGGCCUUGAGCCUCGGGCUGGCCCUGCUGGAGCCCGCGCUGGCCGAGAGGAGGCAGGUGGCCGAGGCCUGCCAGGACAUCCAGACAAUAUUUAUCCCGAGGAAUAAGCCCCAGAAAAACCCCCUCGGUUUAUUCCGCCAGCGGGGCUUCAAUUUGGAAGAGUACUCCAUCGGCCAAUCCAUUGGCAAGGGCUGUAGCGCUGCUGUGUACGAAGCAUCCACUCCUUUUGCUGCCGGUUACGAAACAGGCACAGAGCCGAGAGCUGGAGGCUGCAGCCGUGAUGGGGGCUUGGAUGGCCAGGCUGCAGAGGAAGGCCUUUGCCAUACAGCUUCUUGGAGAGCCAGCUUCCCCUUGGCUAUCAAGAUGAUGUGGAACAUUUCGGCUGGAUCUUCCAGUGAAGCCAUCCUCAGGACCAUGUCCCAGGAGCUGGUUCCAGCCAGUGGUUCUGCCUUCCCUGGAGAAUUUGGAACAAUCUCUUCUCCCAGGAAAGCCAUCUUUGGGAAGACGCGGCUGACACCUCACCCCAAUAUCGUCCAGGUGAUCCGCGCAUUCACGUCUCGCGUCCCGCUGCUCCCCGGAGCCACGGUAGACUAUCCAGAUGUUCUGCCCGCCACCCUGAACCCCUCGGGAAUCGGGCACAGCUGCACCCUCUUCCUGGUGAUGAAGAAUUACCCAUGCACUCUGCGUCAGUAUCUCUGCGAGAGGAGACCCAACGCCCGCCUGAGCACCAUGAUGCUCCUGCAGUUACUGGAAGGGGUGGACCAUCUCGUCCGGCACGGCGUGGCUCACAGGGACCUGAAGUCCGACAACAUCCUGGUCGAAUUUGAUUCCGCUGGGUGCCCGUGGCUGGUGAUCACAGACUUUGGCUGCUGCUUGGCUGAUGCAGAAAUUGGGUUGAAACUCCCUUUUACCAGUUGGUACGUGGAUCGUGGCGGUAACAGCUGCCUCAUGGCGCCAGAGGUGGCCACCGCUGUCCCUGGCCCAGGGAUGGUGAUCGAUUACACCCAAGCAGACACCUGGGCGGUUGGCGCCCUUGCCUAUGAGAUCUUCGGUGCCAGCAACCCUUUCUACGGCCAAGGCGCAGCAGCUCUCGAGAGCAGGAGCUACCGGGAGGAGGAUCUGCCGCCCUUUCCCUGCUCGGCGCCCCUCGAAGUGAAGGAGCUGGUGGCGAGGCUGCUUCGACGCGAUCCCAGGAAGAGACUCCCGCCCCGAGUGGCAGCCAACAUCCUCCACCUGAGCCUCUGGGGCGAAAAUAUUCUGGACCCCAAGAAUCGGAGACCUGACCCGAUGACUGGCUGGCUGCUUCACCAAUCAGCUGUCACCUUACUGAUGGACCGGCUGGGAGACGGAAGCAGGGUGGAGACGAAGCUGAAGCGGUGCUUCCUGGCAAACCUGGAGUAUGACGAUCUCUGGGAGGCAGCAGCCUUGCUCCGCUCUUGGAGAAGCGCAGCGCUGUGAUGGCAGCGCUCCCACCUGCUCUUGGCCUCCGCUGCCGUUUCCUCCGAUGCGCCACUAAAAGCACUUCCCUGACUCAGAGGACUUGAUUUGUCUUCUUUGCAGGCCUGAAAAACCUUUAGGUAAGAAGCAACUUCUAAGGCAGGGCUGGGCAAAGUUGGCCCUCUGGCUGUUGUUGAACUACAACUCCCAUCAUCCCUCGUCACAAUCGCCGGGGAUGGUGGGAGUUGUAGUUCAGCAACAGCCAGAGGGCCAAGUUUUCCCUCCUCUGUUCAAAGGGAUGUAGUUAGAAGCACUGUUGGGUUAGAUCCUGCUCUAGGAAUAACGGGUGUUGUCACUACAUUUCCUUUUUGCUUCUGAAGAAACACAAGUUGAUCUGUUGCGUUGUGCUGCUUUUAAACUAGCUCUGGUGACUUCGCUUCCCUUCCGAGAGUUGGGUCGUUGCUUCCCUGGGAAGGGAGCGAUUCUAUAUAAAACAUGAUGUGAUCCCUCUGACGGAUUCCCAGAGGUUGUGGACUACAUCUCCCAGAAUCCCCAAGCAAAAGCCAUUGCAGCUGGGGAUUCUGGGAGUUGUAGUCAACAACCUCUGGGAAUCCCUGCUAGAGGAAACACUGGAUGUGAUGUAUUCAUUUUAAGCCCCACCCCACCCAAUUCAGAAAACGGAGACAAAUGGUUGAAUCUCUUUCUCCCUUGCCCCACCCUGCCCCACGGGGGCCAUUCACACCAGCAUUUCUCCUGAGACUCUAUCAAUACUUGCCAGCUAAUCUCUACACUGAUAAAAGGCAAAGCUGCAGGGGGCUCCCUUUCAAGUGGGGUCGGGAGGCCUCCUCCUGGCUGGUAGCCAUGGGCCACGAACCCAGCCUGCCCCCUUCACAGCCUGCCCGCUGCUAUCUUUAUUUAAUUCCUUUAUUAAUUUAUUUUCAUUUAUGCUGCUAAUUAGCCAUCUCCGCACAGGGACGGGCAACCUUGGCCCUCCCGCUGUUGCUGGACUACAACUCCCAUCAUUCUUGACUGGGAGUGAUGGGAGUUGUAGUUCAGCAACAGCGCGCGGGUGUGGGGGGCAAGUUUGCCCCCACCCUUGUCUUCGCACCCCAGGACAUUAAGAGCAUCUUCAGAUGAUAACAAGGAAACUGAGGGGCAGUGUUGAUUUCUAGAAAGCGGCCAUCUGCACUCCUGGCAGUCAUCCCAAAAACCCGGGAGUCGAUUCCUGCAGAAACUGUGCCAUGCCGUUGGUCUGGUUUGGGUCACAUCUUUAAGAUGUGCCCUUCAGGGGGGCUCCUUUGCCCCUGGAUGGUUCCCACGUUAGCUGAGGCUUUGGGAAAGAAAGCGAAAUACAGGCAGAGCCGUGGUUGAGUCCCCUUCGACUAAGUCUUGAGUCCCCUUCGACCUGUGCCAGCUUAAAAGAGCCCUCUCAUUUGAGAGCAGAAAGAAGAGUCGAUGAUCAACUGAAGAGGAAUAAUAAUCUUUGGCCGGUGGUGAGCAUUUCUAAUGACCCUCUCGUUAGACUUCGCCCCCUGAGCUCUUUUGUUGCCCGCUGUUUGUAGGGUUGAUUAUUUCCCUGCAAUAAAAUGUGUGUGCUCUUGCUCCGGA
Messenger RNA from Hemicordylus capensis (graceful crag lizard), 3422 nucleotides. RefSeq names its product PTEN induced kinase 1 (gene PINK1). Gene Ontology annotation, biological process: positive regulation of mitochondrial fission; regulation of apoptotic process; autophagy of mitochondrion. Gene Ontology annotation, cellular component: mitochondrion. The record is from RefSeq and is a predicted model, not a curated record. The transcript is spliced from 8 exons. Lineage: Eukaryota; Metazoa; Chordata; Lepidosauria; Squamata; Cordylidae. Gene Ontology annotation, molecular function: protein serine/threonine kinase activity; ATP binding. Bases 126 to 1835 code for a protein of 569 amino acids.